AUGAACAAUGUUGCAUUUACAGUUGCUCUAAUUAGCGCAUAUUACGUUUCUAGAGAUCCGAAUGUAAAUAUUCCGAAUCAAUUGUUAUCUCUUUGCCACGAUUUCGAAUCACAUCUCUUUCAACCAUACAUGACAUGCCUAUCACAAAUUAUCAUGAGAAUACCUUCAGACCAAUUAAAUUUAGAUCCAGAAAGUUCUUUACAACUAGUGACAAAUUGCCUUCAACCAUCGAUUGAUCCGAUAUACUCUUCAUCAGCAAUGAAAAUUUUAUUCGCAUUAGUAGAAAAUGUCGGUGCAGUCGACUCAUUAAAAAAUCUUGCGGGAAAUAUAUGCCAGGCGAUAUCUAGUUUUAGCGGGGACACUUUAUUUCAAGCACUAUCAGAUUUAAACAUAUUUACGCCGAAGCAUUCGGACUUCUUUUCAGAUAUUUUAACAGAUAUAAUCCAAGUUUUACUAGAAAUCUCAUUAAAUACAGAAAACGCAGAGCAAUCACGCAUGAAAGCAUUACUAAACAUGAAUAUCCUCAUUUUACAGAUGCCUUCCCUUUGUUCAGAUUUUCUUGGAGAUAUUAUUGAGGGAAUCAUUCGAAUUGGAUGCGAAGUAACAAUAGAAGAUUAUUUAUUAUCAGAUGAAGACUUCACAUAUAGUCAAUACGCAUUAGAUCGGCUUGGAGAAAUAAUAUUAGACGAUACUUUAGCUCCUUUAGCGAUUUCUAUAUGCAAUGAAGCUGUUAGUCAGCUUCUAUCCUCAUAUAUAUGGGAAAAUACAUAUGUAGGCAUAGUAAUUCUCGAAAAAAUAAUUCGAGCGGGUUCAGAUUACACAAUAUCCUUUUUAGGGGACUAUAUUUCACUUAUACUACCACAUGUUACUGACGAAGCUCCAAUAAUACGCACGGCAGCUUGCAAUACGCUCUCAAUUGCUUCGACAAUUUACCAGCCAACGAUACAGAACCAAUAUGCGUCAACCAUCAUCCCAGUGUUUGUUCAACUGAUUGACCAGGACGCAGACGAGAAGUCUUGCUGCGUAGCAAUACGUUCUCUCUCCGAGUUUUGCCAAUUUUGCACUCCGACCACUUUAGAAGAAUAUUGCGACCAAAUAUUGGCGGUUAUUGUAAACCAUGGCCUUGCCGAUGGCAAUGAAGAUUUCCAGUCAAAUGUUAUAGGUUGUGUCAAUGUUUUCAUUCCGAAACUGAAGAAACCUUUUCUAGAUAAUUAUAAUCAACUAUUGAUCACAAUUAUCUCGAAUCUUCAGACAAUGACCGAUAAGCCGAAUGUCAGAGCAAGAACACUUGAAAUGAUUUACCUCAAAAACGAAUAUUCACUCAUGACAAAUGAAAUUACAGAUUUAAUGUCACUUUUCUUGUCAUGGGAUUGGGAAUUAUUAAGUAUUGAUGAAUAUCAGAACCUCACGAAAUGUGUUCUAUCUUUUUCCAUGUUCAACACCCCGGAAUUCAUCAAUUUCGCACCAGAAAUCAUGAACAAAUUAAUUUUGAUCCUGAUGAAUGCGAAAAAUCCAACAGUUCAUCCGGAGUUUCAAUCAGAUUUCAUCCAGAACUCAGAUACAAUACCAUUGCUUUGCGAUAACUCUGUCAUCGAAAUCUCAAAAUCCGAAAUUUCGAAACUAAAAAGUACAAUUUUGACAAUUGACAGAAUUUUGUCAGUUAUCGGAACUCAAAAUUGUAUCACGCCUUUUUGGGGACAGAUAAAGAAAGUAUAUGGUGAUUGCAUGCUGUUAAAUAUAUACCCGACACUUCCGGAAUGCGCUAUACAUUGUUUCGUGAGAUUCUUUUCUUUGUACAACGAAAUUGAUGACGAAAAACACACAAAACUCCAAAAAUUUGGAUCAACAUUUAUUAACAUUUGUCUUAAACUUGCUAAUAUCACUGCGAACAUGAUGAUAUUGGCAACAAUUGUAAGACAUUUGAGAUUUUCUGUUGUGAAACUCGCAAAUUUCGGAGUUUUGGAUUCCCAAAAUUUGUUGAAUCAAAUUUUUCAAAUUGAUGAAUUGGUCGAGAGCAAAAUCAACAAAAAAGAAAUGAUUGACACAGAAAGAGAUUGUCUUGAUAGUGAAAUUGGUGAAUUCUUGGCAAUGUGGUUAAAACUGUUUCCAAACGAUAGCGAAACCGUUUUGUCAAAUUUGAUUGAAAAAUAUCCGAUUAAUUUUGAAAACACGAGGCCAUUGACAUUAGAUAUUUGGGUUCUUUGGUUUACAAUCAGUCAAUGCCAAGACGAGCGUUUGCACAGUGAUUUAAUCAAAUGUGUUUUCAAUCAAACAGGAUCUCCAUCAAUUUACGUGACAUUAAAUGCUUUUUUGUGUUUAAAUAGAUUGGCUAGGUUCACUCAACUUAAUGAAGAAACACUACAAGAUGCCGUUGUCACUGUUAUCUCUAGUUUGGAUAGAAGUUCUAUUUCAAACAACAAAGAAAUUGUUGGUUCUGCGAUGAUUGCUUUGAGUUCACUUUUACAAAAUUUGGAGAAAGAAACAAAUGAAAACUUAUUAGUUUUUGUUGACAAAUUCCCAUUGACAACCAAUUUUGAAGAUAUAGAUAUUACUUAUUCGUAUUUCCUUUCUCUUAUAGAAUCAGAACAGUUCCAAAUGGAUAAGAAUUUAAUGCAGAUUUUGAUCAAUGUUAUGGUUUUUGUUUCAAAUAAUGAAAUCAUUUCAUUAGAAAAUAUGAACAGAUUAAAGACAGUUUUCCAAGGAAUUACACAAAAUGAAUCACUUGUUCAUGUAUUAAUUGACUUGCUUCAGAACUCAGAUAUGAGUACUCAGAAAGUAUUCUCUUCAAUAAUGUAA
Trichomonas vaginalis G3 is the source of this 2796-nucleotide messenger RNA. RefSeq names its product importin beta family. Lineage: Eukaryota; Parabasalia; Trichomonadida; Trichomonadidae. The record is from RefSeq and is a predicted model, not a curated record. The coding region runs from base 1 to 2796 and encodes 931 amino acids. The transcript has a single exon.